Panicum virgatum (switchgrass) is the source of this 1853-nucleotide messenger RNA. RefSeq names its product probable WRKY transcription factor 48. The transcript has 3 exons. Gene Ontology annotation, molecular function: DNA-binding transcription factor activity; sequence-specific DNA binding. Lineage: Eukaryota; Viridiplantae; Streptophyta; Magnoliopsida; Poales; Poaceae. Gene Ontology annotation, biological process: regulation of DNA-templated transcription. The record is from RefSeq and is a predicted model, not a curated record. The coding region runs from base 253 to 1446 and encodes 397 amino acids.
AGCCGUGCCCUCUCUCGCGCACACGCAUCACGUACACACAAACAGUCCCCAAUCCCUUUCGCCUCACUACGCCCCCACUACACAUAUAGCCCGUAGACGCCCGCUUCCUUGCAUCCCUUGCCAUCUUGAUCCCUCCCUCCCUCCCUCCCUCGCCCUUGGUAAGUGAGCAGGCGCCAAGAACCAGUCGCAGCAGCAGCAGCAGCAGCGCGCCUUCUUUCCACGCACGCGGCGGCGGCGCCGGACACGGCCACCAUGUCGUCGGGAGAGUUCCACUUCCACGACGAGCUGGCGUCGCUGUUCGCGCAGCGGCCGGCGGCGCCGGGCCCGGGGGACAUGAUGGCGCAGCAGCAGCAGCAGGCGCCGGCGUCGUGGUUCGCGGACUACUACCUGCACGCGGGCGCGCCGGGCGUGGGGAUGGACUACGACCUGCUGUGCCGCGCGCUGGACCUGCCGGUGCCCGGGGACGUCGUCGUCAAGAGGGAGCUGCUGGUGGUCGGCACGGGAGGCGGCGGGGGAGGCUUCGCCGCGCUCACGCCCACGCCCAGCGGGGGCGGCACGGCGCCGGUCACGCCCAACACCACGUCGUCGAUGUCGUCGUCCUCGAGCGAGGCCGCGGGCGGUGGCGGCGGAGGGGGAGGGGGAGGCGGCGGCUUCGGCGCCGUGGAGGAGGACUCGCUCAAGAAGGAGGAAGGGGAAGAAGGGGAGGAGAGCAAGGAGCUCGGCGGCAAGGGGGAGGACGACGCUGACAAGAGCAAGAAAGGGGCGGCGGCGGGGAAGGCCAAGGGCAAGGGCGAGAAGCGGCAGCGGCAGCCGCGGUUCGCGUUCAUGACCAAGAGCGAGGUCGACCACCUCGAGGACGGCUACCGGUGGCGCAAGUACGGCCAGAAGGCCGUCAAGAACAGCCCGUACCCCAGGAGCUACUACCGGUGCACGACGCAGAAGUGCCCGGUGAAGAAGCGGGUGGAGCGGUCGUACCAGGACCCGGCGGUGGUGAUCACCACGUACGAGGGCAAGCACACGCACCCCAUCUCGGCCACGCUCCGCGGCAGCACCCACCUCCUCGCCGCGCAGCUGCACCACCACCACCACGCCGGCGCCGGCGGCCACCACCUCGGCGGCGCCUUCCCGCCGCUGCCGCAGAUGGGCGCGCCGUUCGGGCGGCCUGGUGUCGGCGGCGGCGUCAUCGACGUGCUGGGCCUCCUGCCGCCCCGCGACGCCCACAACCACCACACCGUGCCGCCGGCGAUAGGCCUCGCGUCGUCCCAGGGCAUGAGCGGUCCGAUGAGCACCGUCGCGGGCGCGACCACCGCCGCAGCCACCACCACCGCCUCGUCGUCUCCCCCGUCGCUCCAGAUGCAGCACUUCAUGGCGCAGGACUUCGGGCUCCUGCAGGACAUGCUGCCGCCGCCCUUCGUCCACAGCAACGGCGGCAACAUCCAGCCCUGAAUUGAUGGUCAUCACCCCACCACAGGCAAUUAAGCUAAUGGACGGAGAAGGAAGCAAGCUAGAUAGAUACCAGUACUUAAUUUGGUUCUUGUUAAUGCUUAACCUCUUUAUUAAUCCCCUUUUUCCCCCACCGAUUUACUCCUCUCUAGAAUGAAUCGGUUCUUAUUUGUUUUUCCCCGCCUCCUGUGCCGCGAGACACAUGCAUGCCGCUACAGAGUUUCCUGGCGCCGGGUCUCGUGUACCAUUUCUAUGAUGAUCUAGCUAGUCCUUGCUGGUGUAUAGUACUAGCGGUUCUUGUACAUGUACCUAAUCAACCCCAGCUCAUGCAUGCAUUGCGCACUCUAGCUAUCUGCUGCAGUGCUGCCCGUGGGCUAUGAUAAUUUUAUGCUAGCUAGCUCCUCCUUGCA